Messenger RNA from Tigriopus californicus, 1949 nucleotides. RefSeq lists its product as uncharacterized. The coding region runs from base 745 to 1911 and encodes 388 amino acids. The transcript has 10 exons. NCBI's taxonomy places the organism in Eukaryota, Metazoa, Arthropoda, Copepoda, Harpacticoida, Harpacticidae. The record is from RefSeq and is a predicted model, not a curated record.
ACCCACCAUCAACUUUAGAAUAAAGCAGUUUAGACUAACAAUUUUUGAACCGUUCCAAGACUUCAAAUCUUACUUGGACAUGGUCUCAGAUUGCAUGGAACAACUUGUUCCCAAAGUCCAGAGCAGUUACGUCCACCAAAUAAUGGAAUUGGGUUGUUACAAGAUCGCUUUUGAACCAUCUCGCCCAAUCCACAGGUAGUGGAACACGUUUCGCUGAUCCAAUCAGAAAAUCCUCCAUGAACUGGAAAAAGUCUCUUUUGAAUGAUUUUGAAUGAAAAUAUUUGUUGUUAUAGGUUUACCUGGACAUGGUCCGUAGUUACAAUGAGCGGUUUUGUUCCAUGAACCUUCGCAAUCUUUGCCGCCAAAUUUAGGUUCAGGAUUGGAACAAGUUCUCUCUUGAAGCAUGGUGCCUGAUCCACAUGUCUGAGAGCAUGUGCCAUUUGUCCAACUGGAGAAGCCACCAUCAAUUGGAACAUCUUUCACAUGACACAAUGCCUCAAGGAACUUGACAAAUCUUCAACUUUUCGGAUAUGAAGAGCCCGCUUGGAGGUGAAUGCGAAAUGCGGAGAGCAUCCAAUAAGAGUCCCAGUGGUCCAAAAUACCUUCAUUCAUUGAAGAGAAGAUCCAAAUUGUGUGUCAAAGGCACAUUUUGUUGAGUUGUCCAAAAAAAUGUACUAAAGCAAAUGCUGAUUAUUUGAAGAGCACAGUCAACAUUUUUGAGAGGCACGUGGACCAUCAGCUACCAUGGGAAAACAAGUCUUCUUUUUGUUCGCUAUCUUGGCUUUUGUAGCAGCCAACGAUACCGGAUGCAAGAACAAUUAUAAUUUGGGAUCGUAUGGCAAAUGUGUGCCUCUGGGUUGUUGUGAAGCCAAUGCUCAAGAUUCAGAUGAGAGUCUUUGUGAAGGAGGUGGAUCAACCGAAACUUGUUGCUUCAGAGAUAACGUGUGCGGAGCUAACAAUUGCUUAAAUGUGGUGGGUACCUGGGUGAGCCGAUACAAUUACCAUGGAUCUUAUGGGGAAAUUGACCAAGGAUUUAGUAAACUGGCUGCCAAGGGUGUGAAUCGUGUUUACUUCAACAUUUGGGCUGAUGGUAAUUUGUACGCCCAGAGUAACACGGCCUCUUCCAAUGGGGUAAUCAUGCAAGAUGAUCGAUUGGACAUGGCUGUUUCCAUCGCUAAGAGCUAUGGUAUGGAAGUAUAUGCUUGGUUUGAAUACGGAACUCAAGCUUCUUACGGCCAGUUAAACGGGUUCUCCAGUAGCGCUGCUCAAAAGGGAUGGCUUCUAUGUGGAGACGCUGGCUGCUCCGACUAUUUUGCUGGAGGCAACUAUGCCUAUUUGAACCUCAUCAAUCCAGAGGUUGUGAGUUUUUUGGCUGGCAUUUCUGCUGAUUUGGCCAAGAACUACCCUCAAUUGGACGGAAUUCAGUUUGAUGACCAUUUUGCUCUUCCCAACGAAUUUUAUCAGGUUGGAGGCUUGUCCCAGUCGCAGAAGUUUGGGUACACUCGUGAUGCCAUGGUGGCCAUUCGGGACGCUGUUAAGGGAGCCCGCGGAAGUGCUCAAGUUUCCUAUGCACCCUCUACUUUGGACUUCUCCAUCAAUAACCACAAUGUGGACUGGUCUCAAUACCUUAUUGAUGGUGUUGUUCAGGAGUUGGCACCCCAAUACUACUUCACCUCAUACAGUUCGUUCAAGUCCACUUUGGACAAAGAUCUCUCAAGAGUUCCGCGUCAUCAAAACGGCCUUGUUGCUGGUAUUAGGUUGUCUGGAAGCGGUGCUGAUACUCCAAUCAGCGAUGUGGAUCAAAUGUUGUCCUACUCCACUCAGAAGAACCUUCGGGGCGUUUCUUUUUGGUUCGCUGAUGAUGUCAUCAGUGACUCGAGUUAUGACCCACCCUCGAUCACAUCUUGCUAACAAAAUGACAGAGCAAUAAAUACCCUUUGCAAACCUAA